Molecule: messenger RNA, 4574 nt
Organism: Caenorhabditis elegans
Lineage: Eukaryota; Metazoa; Nematoda; Chromadorea; Rhabditida; Rhabditidae
Gene: mrp-3
Product: ABC transmembrane type-1 domain-containing protein
Exons: 23
Coding region: 3-4520 (1505 amino acids)
Biological process (GO): transmembrane transport
Cellular component (GO): membrane; endomembrane system
Molecular function (GO): nucleotide binding; ATP binding; ABC-type transporter activity
Source: RefSeq, marked reviewed
AGAUGGAAAUAGACCAGCUUCUCAACUCCACAGGUCCACCUAUAAGUAUAAUUCUCCCUAGCAACUAUGUAAUCGUCCCAUCCAUUUUCUUCUGGAUCCUAACACCUGUUAUCAUUCACGACUGCAAAACUAGUCGCCAGACACCUCUUCCAUGGUCAACACUGAUGAGCUUGAAAUGGUUUGUCGCCAGUUUGCUGAUCAUUGACCGAUUGUUUGUAUUUCUUCUCGCUGUAUGGGAAUCUCUUUUUGAACACAAAAAUGUGACGGCGGAUUUGUUCAUCAUACCGUUCUUUCAUAGUUUCACAUUGCUUGCCCUCCUAAUCGCCACAAAUGAGGUUCGUCGGGCUGGAAUCCACUCCUCUGGACCACUUUUCUGCAUUUGGAUGCUUUUCGCAGUGGCUGCAGUGCCCGAGUUCUAUCAAUGGAUGACAACAGGCAGCCAGCCAGAGCUUGUUGCCCGAAUCGACUUCUUCCGCUAUGUAGCGUACUUGACGUACUUUCCCUUGGUAGUCGCCGAAUUUGUACUACAUUUUGUGUCUGAUCCGUUCCCGAUGCCAAGGGGUUAUCAGAACUUGAAAUGCCCGGAAGAAAAUGCAAAUUUCAUCAGCAGGCAGCUAUUGCUUUGGUUCACACAAAUCAUUUCUCUAGGAUAUGAAAGAACGCUUGUGGCGGAUGAUGUUUUUGAAAUGGAUAGUCAAAUGGAUCAGGAGUACCUGAAAGCUCGAUGGAAGACAGAGUGGCUGAAACAAACAGAAAAAGCUCGUGAAAAACAAGUGAAGCUCGAUGACAAACGAGAACGAGCCAGAACUGGAAGCGAGAAAGCCCCACUUUUAGGUACUUUCAAUAACUAUGGCGCAGUGAAUCUUGAUGAUAAAGAUCGAGUAAUUGUUCAGCCAUCUGUCAUUGUAACUCUUUGGCAGAUCAUGAAAUGGGAGAUUUUGGGAGGAUCGUUCAUCAAAUUCUUGUCGGAUUUGCUGCAAUUUGCCAAUCCAACAUUUUUGAACUAUCUCAUCUUAUUCAUCGAGACACCCAAUGCUCCUUUGAUCAAUGGAAUUGGACUUGCAGUUGGGCUUUUUCUGGCUGGUCAAAUCAAGUCCUUGUUCAUGAAUACUUACUUCAUUGCAAUGACAAGAGUUGGAGCAAAAAUCCAAACAAUGUUAAGCUGUGCAGUUUACGAGAAGUCCCUUUUACUUUCAAACACUGCUAGAAGAGAACGAACAGUCGGAGAAAUGGUGAACAUCCUUUCGAUUGACGUUGACCGCUUCCGAAUGAUAACUCCCCAAAUUCAACAGUAUUGGAGCAGUCCGUUCCAGAUUAUCAUUUGCAUGGUUUUGCUCUCACAAACUAUUGGUGUGGCGGUUUGGGCUGGAAUCGUUGUGAUGAUCAGCAUUGUUCCAAUCAACAUCUGCGUAUCAAUGAUAACUAAACGUUGGCAACUCAGACUUAUGAAAUACAAAGAUGAACGAAUCCGGUUGAUUAAUGAAGUUUUAAAUGGAAUUAAAGUUGUCAAGUUGUCUGCUUGGGAAACUGCAAUGGAAGAGACCAUCGAACGGGUGAGAGACAAGGAACUGAAAAUGAUAAAGCAAAGUGCCUUGUUAAAAACUUUCGCGGAUUGUUUGAAUGUUGGAGCUCCAGUUUUUGUGGCUCUUUCUUCAUUUACUGUUUUCGUUCUUAUUGAUCCGAAGAACGUGCUCACCCCGAAUAUUGCUUUUGUAUCGCUUUCUCUAUUCAAUCUGCUCCGUGGGCCACUCAUGAUGGCAGCUGAGUUAGUUGCACAAACUGUUCAACUUGUAGUUUCAAACAAGAGAGUAAGAACAUUCCUGUGUGAGAAGGAAGUUGACACUGCAGCUAUUGAUAAGGAGAUUAGAGGAGAACUUUACACAAACACCGUUGAAAUCCACUCAGGCUCAUUUGCAUGGGAUAGUGCAGAAGCUCGAAUUCUUAGUGACAUUGAGUUCCUAGCUGGUUCGAAAGAGCUGGUGACAGUUGUUGGGUCUGUGGGUAGCGGAAAGUCGAGUUUGCUCCUGGCUGCUCUUGGAGAAAUGGAAAAAGUUUGUGGAUACGUUGGAGUAAGAGGUUCGGUAGCUUAUCUCUCACAACAACCUUGGAUUUUGAAUCAGUCAUUGAAGAAGAACGUUUUGAUGCAGGCAGAUUUGAAUGACGUUUUGUACAAAAAAGUGAUCGAAUCAUGUGCUCUCAAAGAAGAUUUGAAACAAUUACCCGAUGGUGAUGAUACUGAAAUUGGAGAAAAAGGAAUUAACCUUUCUGGAGGUCAGAAAGCUCGAAUCGCCCUUGCUCGUGCGGUCUAUCAAAGCAAAGAUGUUUACUUUUUGGACGAUCCAUUGUCAGCGGUUGAUGCUCACGUGGGCAAGCACAUCUUCGAUAAUGUUAUUGGCCCAAAUGGAAUGUUGUCGCAUACCACAAGAAUAUUGGUCACUAAUUGCACAUCGUUUUUACAAGAAUCCGGGAAAAUUAUCGUCAUGAAAGACGGAAGAAUCAAACAUUGUGGAACAUACAACGAACUUUUGACUGAUGUCGAAGCUCGUGAGUACCUCCAAGAAGUUGACAAUGAGUACGCACAAGCUCAGGAGUCCAGCGGUGAAGAGAGCGGCGGCGAAGAAAACUCCGACAUCCUUCCGGGAUCAAUUGCGUCGGGAAGUCGAAUGUCAAGACUUUCCAGGCUAUCGAAAAUUUCUCGCAAAAAGUCCAAAUCAAGUAUCGUCGAAAAAAAGAAGCCAGAUGCGUUGAUAACCAAAGAAGAAGCUGCAAUUGGUCGAGUGAAUCCAGGAGUUUACCUCCUCUAUUUCAAAGCAAUGGGAAUUGUCACCUACGUGCUUCCCUAUGCCAUUGCGGUGGUGUUGAAUGUAUCAUUUGCACUUGGAAGAAGUUUGUGGCUCACUGCCUGGUCGGAUGCCAAUAUCGAUAUUAACCAUCCCGAUACAAUGUCAGUGGGCGCUAGGCUUGGAGUCUAUGCCGGAUUUGGAAUAACAGAAGUCAUCUUCCUCUUCUUCUCACUGGUACUUCUCCUCAUUGGAGGUGUUGCUGCAUCUAAAAACCUUCACAAACCACUUCUUCACAAUGUUCUCCGUAAUCCCUUGUCAUACUUUGACAUUACUCCAAUCGGACGAAUCAUCAAUCGACUCGCAAAAGACAUGGAAGUCGUUGAUCUCAGGCUCAGUAGCUCUUUUAGAUUUUUAGUAAUGGCUCUUAUAAAUAUGGUUCAGACAGUUCUAAUUGUCUCUUACACAACUCCUCUGUUCAUUGCAAUCAUCAUUCCUGUAUUUAUAAUUUACUUCUUUGUUCUCAAGUACUCUAUUAAAAGUACCCGACAACUUCAAAGAAUCGCAUCAUUAACUCGGUCUCCAAUUUUCUCAAACUUUUCUGAAACUCUCCAAGGAAUUUCCACUGUUCGAGCAUUCCAGUGGAGUGACGAGUUUGUGAGACGAAAUGAUGAACAUUUAAAUACUCAUGUAAAAUGCAGCUACUACUCUCAAAUGGCGAAUCGUUGGCUUUCUAUUAGACUUGAGUUACUCGGAAAUAUUGUGAUCUUUUCCGCUGCAAUUCUUGCAAUUAUUGGCAAAGAAUCUGGAAUCACUGCUGGUAUGCUUGGACUUUCAGUUUCUUACAGUUUGAACAUUACUUUCAUGUUAAACAUGUUUGUGCGACAAAUCAACGAAGUUGAGACAAAUGUUGUAUCGGUAGAGAGAAUUGAUGAAUACAGUAAGACCAAGAGCGAGGCUGAGUGGCGUUUGGAUAACAACAAUCUUCCAUCAAACUGGCCUACUGGUGGUGCUGUUAACAUUGAAGACUACUCCUGCAGAUACCGCGAUGAGCUGGAUUUGGUUCUAAAACAGAUUAGCCUCAAUAUCCUACCCGGUCAGAAAGUGGGAGUUUGUGGAAGAACUGGAGCAGGAAAAUCUUCCCUUGCUCUUGCUUUGUUUCGCAUUGUCGAGGCAGCUGAUGGUAAUAUAUCUAUAGAUCAAACAAUUACGUCUCAUAUUGGACUUCACGAUCUGAGAGAAAAAUUGACAAUUAUUCCGCAAGAAAAUGUGUUGUUUGCAAAUACUUUAAGAUUUAAUAUUGAUCCAAAGGGACAGUUCACCGAUCAACAGCUGUGGUUAGCCCUGGAGAACUCGAAUCUGAAAGCACACGUAGAAUUGCUGCCACACAAGUUGGAAAGCCCCGUUGCGGAGGGUGGAGAGAAUUUCAGUGUUGGCCAACGUCAACUUCUAUGCCUAACCAGAGCUCUGCUUCGAAAAUCUAAAGUGCUUGUGUUGGAUGAAGCGACUGCUGGAAUCGACAACCGGACUGAUACAAUGGUUCAAGCAACUAUUCGUGAAAAGUUUGCGGAUUCCACAAUCAUCACCAUUGCUCACAGACUUCAUACUAUCAUUGACUAUGAUCGAAUUAUUGUGAUGGAUGCUGGUAGAAUCGUGGAGGACGGAAUCCCUGGAGAGCUACUUAAGAAUAGAAACUCACAGUUUUAUGGUCUCGCUAAAUCAGCAAAAAUUGUUAAUUGAUCGUUGCCGUUUUUAGUUUUUGAACAAGUUUGUAAUUAUAAAUAUUUAAAAUCC